AGAUAUUCCCGCUUCCGACCUUCAAGUGACAAGCACGUGACUUUUCUGUGAGGAAGCCUAGAACCAUACUUCAAAUCGGUAACGCCCACGACGACGACAACGACAUGUCGACAGGAACAUCGACACCUUCUAGUUCGAAGACACCCACGACAAGCGAUACUGAUAUAGAGCAGCUGCUCUCCCGGGAAGCGUCUGCCUUCCAGCGUGAGCUCGAGGUCGAGCGGAUUCUCAAGGCGUUCAAGCUCAACCCAUAUGAUAUUCUCGACAUAGACGAGUCUUCAAAGCCCGAAGGAAUCAAGCGCAGAUACCGACAGUUGUCUCUCUUCAUCCAUCCUGACAAGACCCCCCACGCUCGUGCUCCAGAUGCAUUCGACCUUCUCAAGAAGGCCGAAUCCGAGCUAUCCGACACUGCCAAACGCGAAGCUCUCGACGCCACAAUUGCGGAGGCGCGCCUACAGCUCCUCCGUAGUCACGGUUUCUCUACGAGCACGCAGGACGAUGAUCUGAAACUUCGAGGACUAGUCCCGUCCUUCAAGGUGCAGUUGCGAGCGAAGGUGAAGGACUUGUUAAUUGAGGAAGAGGUUAGACGCAGGAAAGCGAUAAAGAUGAACCUUGCGAAUGAGGGACUGGAAGCUCGGAAAAAGGAGGAAGAAGUUGCUACAAGGAAACGUAAAGCGGAGGAAGAUAAAACAUGGGAAGAGUCCCGUGAAACCCGUGUUGAUUCGUGGCGGUCAUUCAACAAUACCGCAAAGAAGAAGAAAAAGACGAAGGCCCAGAUCCUUGGAUGAUUCCCUGAACCACCUACAUAUUGGACGCUCCCUAGGUCCGAGCGUUUAGAUCAACACCGUCUUUUCUUGUAACCUAUGGUUCCUGCAAAUGUAAGAGAUAUGCUAUACCACAAAGACAUGCUUUCUGUACCUGACCGUUCAUACGCACGCGUGUGCUCAAAAACGACAAUUCACGCAUAGUUGCAAAAGGAAGACUUCCGCAUAUCCACUUGCCAGGACUCUUGCAGGUCUUUUAUCUGCACAGCGAGGCUCCGUGAUUUGAGGCGAUCAGCUCGGGACUCUCGAAACAGGCAUCAUACUAACUGUCAAUAUCGUGGGAUGCGAGCAUCACUCAUUCUCACCAGACUUGGUCAUCAUCGAUGCGAUCUUUGUGGGACGGGAAAGUAUUCGAGAAGGGCAUUGUAAAG
Molecule: messenger RNA, 1195 nt
Organism: Suillus subalutaceus
Lineage: Eukaryota; Fungi; Basidiomycota; Agaricomycetes; Boletales; Suillaceae
Product: DnaJ-domain-containing protein
Exons: 7
Coding region: 105-788 (227 amino acids)
Source: RefSeq, a predicted model, not a curated record